This is a messenger RNA of Durio zibethinus, 3487 nucleotides long. RefSeq names its product protein PAT1 homolog. Gene Ontology annotation, molecular function: RNA binding. Gene Ontology annotation, cellular component: P-body. Gene Ontology annotation, biological process: deadenylation-dependent decapping of nuclear-transcribed mRNA; P-body assembly. The record is from RefSeq and is a predicted model, not a curated record. NCBI's taxonomy places the organism in Eukaryota, Viridiplantae, Streptophyta, Magnoliopsida, Malvales, Malvaceae.
AUCUCUCUCUCCUUUUUUUUUUCUUUUUUUUCACCCUCUUCCUUCGUUCGCCCACCGUUUCUCCUCUGUAUAUUAUUAUAAAACAAUAUAAAUAAACAAAUAAAAAAUAAUUACCCUUCAUUAUCUCUUCUUUAGGGUUCCUCUCUCUCUCUUCUAUAUUUUUUGCAACAAAAUUUUGAUUUGCGAAACGAAAGAAAUCCUUCAAAAAAGAAGCUAUUUCCUUAACCAUGAAAUACUGUUCAGAUCUUCUCUCCACCAAACCUUAUUUCAUUGCAAAAGGGUUUCUGCUUUUUAAACCCUUUUUUGCCCUUUCUCUUUUUUUUUUUUUUAUAAUUUUUUUAGAAUUCAGAUUUUAGAUUUUUAAAGAAACCAUUGGAUUGAAGAUUCAGUUAAUUAUUAGGGGUUUUGUUUUGGUUUUUCCAUAUCGAGUACUAAUUUGAAGUGUAGAUAAAAUGGAUACUUCUGAGGAUCUUAUGCAAUUCGGUGAUACUUCUACAGGAGUUGCAGUAUUUGAUGCAUCACAAUAUGCAUUUUUUGGAAAAGAUGUUCUCGAGGAAGUUGAAUUGGGGGGAUUAGAUGAUGAGGAGGAUUUACCUGCAGUCGAACUUGAUGAGGAGGAGUCUUUGUUUGAUCAAGAGGGUGAAGUAUUGAGAUCCUUAUCAGACAUUGAUGAUCUUGCUAGAACAUUUUCAAAGUUGAACACAGCUGUUAGUGGACCAAGAGGCACAGGGAUAAUUGGUGAUAGGGGAUCCAGAGAAAGUUCGUCUGUUACCGAGUGGGCCCAGGGGGAGGAAUUUCCUUACUGGCUUGAUCAGCAGGCUCUUGAAACUGAUAGUAUUCCUGAAGGCAAACGCUGGUCAUCACAACCGUCGCCCAAUUUGGACUCAAAGCAUCUUUACAGGACAUCCUCGUACCCUGAGCAGCAGCAGCUGCUGCAACAACAUCAGCACCAUCAACAUUUCUCUAGUGAACCAAUUCUAGUUCCAAAAUCCUCUUACACUUCAUACCCUCCCCCUGGUGGCAGAUCUCCUCAAGCUUCACCAAACCAACAUUCUGGUCACCUGAAUAUUCCAUAUAUGGUUGGUGGAUCACAGAUGAUAACUUCGCCAAAUAUCUCAGCCUUCUCUAAUUCUCAGCUUCAAAUGACAGGUUUACAUCAUGGGUCACACUAUGGUGGGAAUAUGCCUCAGUUCGCUCCUGGUCUGUCUGUCGAUAGUCAGCCAUCUAAUCAAUGGGGGAGCCAGCCAAAAUUAUACGGUGGAGAUAAUUCCUGUGUUUUGAACAAUAUAUUGCAACAACAAUUAUCUCAUCAAAAUGGUUUAAUUCCGCCACAAUUAAUGCCACAGCUGCAGGUGCAUCCACAGAGACUGCAGCAUCCUGUUCAGCCAUCAUUUAGCCAUUUGUCAGGGAUUCAGUCGCAGCCAUUUAAUCCGCAUCUUGCUCUGUCCCCACCUCUAAUGAACAAGUUUGAAGCUAUACUUGGUAUUGGUGAUCUGAGAGAUCAAAGACCGAAAUCAGCUCAGAAAGGUAGGGUGAAUCCACGAUUUUAUCAGCAGGGCUUUGAUAGCAGUGGUUUGAAGAAUGAUAUUGGAUGGCCUCAAUUUAGAUCCAAAUUCAUGUCGACUGAUGAGAUUGAGGGCAUUCUUAGAAUGCAGAUUGCUGCAACUCACAGUAACGACCCUUAUGUGGAUGAUUAUUACCACCAGGCUUGUCUUGCAAGAAAAUCUGCCGGAGCAAAGUUGAGACAUCAUUUUUGCCCAACUCAUCUUAGGGAUCGACCUCCCCGAGCAUGUGCAAAUACUGAGCCACAUGCUUUUCUCCAGGUUGAUGCACUUGGGAGGUUCCCUUUCUCUUCAAUUCGCAGGCCUCGUCCUCUUCUUGAAGUUGACCCUCCAAAUUCAUCUGGUGUCACCAACUAUGAUCAGAAAGCUUCUGAUAUGCCCCUGGAACAAGAACCAAUGCUUGCCACUAGAGUUACAAUAGAGGAUGGUCUAUGCCUUCUCCUUGAUGUAGAUGAUAUUGAUCGAUUUUUACAGUUUAAUCAGUUGCAAGAUGGAGGAGCACAACUGAGACAAAGACGACAGGUUUUGUUGGAAGGGCUAGCUGCAUCACUUCAAUUGGUUGACCCACUUGGCAAGAAUGGCCUCACAGAUGAGUUUGCUCAAAAGGAUGAUCUUGUGUUUUUACGGAUGGUUUCCCUUCCUAAAGGACGGAAGCUACUUGCAAGGUACCUUCAACUUCUUUUUCCAGGUGGUGAGCUUAUGCGAGUUGUCUGCAUGGCUGUUUUCCGUCAUUUAAGGUUCUUGUUUGGAAGCCUUCCCUCUGAUCCAGGAGCAGCAGAAACUACUAAUAACCUUGCAAGGGUUGUGUCCUCAUGUGUUUAUGGCAUGGAUCUUCGUGCACUUAGCAUCUGUCUUGCAGCUGUGGUUUGUUCCUCAGAGCAGCCACCUCUUCGUCCUCUUGGAAGUCCUGCUGGAGAUGGAGCAUCUUUUAUUCUGAAGUCUGUUCUUGAUAGGGCAACAAAACUUAUGGUUGAUUUUAGAGCUGCUGGCAAUUACAAUAUGACCAAUCAGUCCCUUUGGAAGGCUUCAUUUGAUGAGUUUUUUAACCUUCUUAGCAAGUAUUGCAUAAACAAAUAUGAUACCGUGAUGCAGUCCUUGCAUAUGCAGGUCAAACCAAAUAUGGUGAUAGAUGAAUCAGAUGCUACCAAAGCAAUUAAAACAGAAAUGCCAGUUGAUCUGCUACAUGCGUGUUUACCCCACAUUAAUGACCAGCAGAAAAAGCUGAUAUUGGAUCUCUCUCAGCAGUCUAUGCUUGUAGGACGGUCAUGAUAAAGAAGUGGUACUAGGAGAAGUUCAGAUUUGCAGAUGUAAGGAUAGCUACGUUGAAGUACAAUAUGAAGCAAGUGAUGCCAUAUGCUCAAAGGAUUGCAAUUAGCUAUACCAUUUCACACGAAUGGCUAUGAUGGAGCACCCACAAUGGUUCAGGUGAAGCUCCAAGGACAUUUAAAGGUCAAUUCAGCCCCUUUCAGAUUUUAGUUUUACUAGUUGAUGUGUUUUUAUCAUUAAUAACAUGCUGCUUUUUUGAGCCAAACAUUUAAGUGGGCCUACGAUGAUCGAACCAUGGUGGGAUAUUUUUCUUUCCUUGGGUCCUUUCCGUGCAUUAGUGGUGCUUAUUUUGAUGCACUGUCGUGAAAUUUCUGGUAUGGAGAUGAAGUGGAUUAAUAUGUACAGGGUUCAGCAUGAACACUUCUUCUGGCUAUCCGACUAUUAUUUUCCAAGGAGGUGGGAUGGAUCAUAUCUUGGUCUCUGUUGGAAUAGUCACUGCUUGUAGCUUUCAGGGAGGUGUGAUAGUGUUGCCUUCAUAUCUGAGCUUUAAUAUUGGUAAAGUUGUUGCUUCUGAUUGAACGUUUCCUUCUUCGGCGAAUAUAUUGUUGUAAUAUCUAUUUCUUUGUUUUUAUAUCAAAGAAAGACUGUUCAUGUCUUAA